Messenger RNA from Phanerochaete carnosa HHB-10118-sp, 1065 nucleotides. RefSeq lists its product as uncharacterized. The record is from RefSeq and is a predicted model, not a curated record. NCBI's taxonomy places the organism in Eukaryota, Fungi, Basidiomycota, Agaricomycetes, Polyporales, Phanerochaetaceae. The transcript has a single exon. The coding region runs from base 85 to 861 and encodes 258 amino acids.
AAUAGGGAUAGACAUUCACAAGUCGAUCUUCGCUCACCAUCCCAGCUUCCGACAGCAGGUUUCUGGUAUGCCCUCAUCAAGGCAAUGGCUGAGGCACAUGAUACGCUUGACAGCGCGCGCGCGCUGGCUCUGCUCCGCGCGCACGAUCACAAGCCAUUCGCCCUGCUAUUCGCGGCCGACCCCUCGAAACAAAACCCGAGUCCGAUUGAUCUCGUGCUGAGCUACGUCCGGGCGAGCUACAACGACUGCCUGCCGCAAGUCCGAGACGGCGAUCCGAACCCACCGGAGUCCGAUCUCGACCUCGAGGUCUACGCAGCCUACUUCAGCGCGUGCCCGGAGCCGCUGCUCUCCGUCCUGCUCGACCGCAUCAUCGGGGGUAUCAACCCACGUGCGCUCCGUGCCUACCGGGCCCACAACUUCGCAACUCUGCUCGACACCGCGCCGUACCUCCGACCACGCUUUCCAUCUACCCAGGAUCCCGCGAAUGGCUUCCACGGCCGAAUCUCGACGAUUAACCAGCACCCUGCGUCGCCGUACCUGUUCUUCGCGUUGCGUCUCGCGACAUGGAGUGCGGCUGCGCGCGCAGGACUUGUCAAGCGCGGUGUUGUGCAGACCAUCGAAGCACUCUACGAUAUGCCGGACGAGAUCGUCAUCGAGACUGACUAUGGCGAGCAGGUGGUGUCUUCGAUCAGCCAGCACAUCAUGCUCCAGCUGUGCUACCUCCUGCUUGGCUCGCUCUCAGACUGCUACGACCCGAGCGGGAGCACCUUGAUGGAGGAGCUGCGAGCCGACAUCGUGAGCUACUCGCGGUCCAUGCUUCGACGCCUUUUCGCGCCAGGACGGGAGACCCGUGACGACUAGUCUGACCUCGCAUUUAUUUUGCUGCAUUCUUCGAAGACUCGUUAUUUACAACUUUACACGCAUACCCAUAGGUACUCACCUUUCAACGCUUAGUCGCCUCGAAGCCUGAAUGGCGAACUUUAUAUGUAUACCAUUACCCUGACUAUCCCGAUCUUUUGUUCCUCUCCACUUCUCCCGCUCAGUCCACCAUCUACUGCGCUUUAG